AUGGUGUACUACUUCACCUCCAACGUCGUCGAUCCCGCCGGCUUCAUCUACGUCGGCAAGGACAAGUAUGAGAAUGAGGACCUGAUCAAGUACGGCUGGGAGGAGGAUGUAUGCGCGCACAUCUACCUCCGCAUGCAAGAGGGCCAGACAUGGGACAACCUGCCCGAGGAUCUCGUCAUGGACCUGGCGCAGCUCACAAAGGCCAACUCCAUCGAGGGCAACAAAAAGGACAACAUCACCAUCAUCUACACGCCAUGGUCCAACCUAAAAAAGGACGGCAGCAUGGACGUCGGCCAGGUCAGCUUCAAGGACCAGCGCAAGGUCAGGCGCGUGCUCGUCCCGCAGCGCGAAAACCCCAUCGUCAACCGCCUCAACAAGACAAAGGUCGAGAAGAGGCCCGACCUCAAGCAGGAGCGCGACGACCGCCUCAAGGAGCUGCGCCGCCGCGACCAGGCCGAGACGCUGCAGAGGAGAAAAGAAGAAGCCAGGCAGGCCCAGGAGUGGAAGGAGAAGAAGUGGCAAAAGGACCACGCCUACGACGAGCUCUUCACCGAGGAGAACAUGGCAGCCACGAGCAACCAGGACCGCUCCGAAGACUGGGAGGACGACUUCAUGUGA
Molecule: messenger RNA, 618 nt
Organism: Purpureocillium takamizusanense
Lineage: Eukaryota; Fungi; Ascomycota; Sordariomycetes; Hypocreales; Ophiocordycipitaceae
Exons: 6
Coding region: 1-618 (205 amino acids)
Source: RefSeq, a predicted model, not a curated record